Cyphellophora attinorum is the source of this 1647-nucleotide messenger RNA. RefSeq names its product Carboxypeptidase-like protein. The transcript is spliced from 3 exons. Gene Ontology annotation, molecular function: serine-type carboxypeptidase activity. Bases 1 to 1647 code for a protein of 548 amino acids. Gene Ontology annotation, cellular component: fungal-type vacuole. Lineage: Eukaryota; Fungi; Ascomycota; Eurotiomycetes; Chaetothyriales; Cyphellophoraceae. The record is from RefSeq and is a predicted model, not a curated record. Gene Ontology annotation, biological process: proteolysis.
AUGCAUAGCGCACUGCAAUCGCUUAUGAUACUGGCAGCCGCCGGGCUGACACUGGCACAACUUCCCGCCACAAUCACGGACCACAAGAAGAUCGAUCUAGGAGAUGGCGUUGGAGUCCGAUAUAAAGAGCCCAAGCUCUGCGAAACGACCGAGGGGGUCAACUCAUACUCUGGCUUCCUCGAUAUUGCUGAAGAUAGGCAUUUGUUCUUCUGGUUUUUCGAAAGCAGACGAAACCCUGAGGAGGACCCUGUGACCCUGUUCUUGAAUGGAGGUCCUGGAGCAGAUAACAUGGGAGGUCUGUUCGACGAGGUCGGACCGUGCUCGCCGAGCGAUGAUGGUCUGACGACAGUGUUGAGAAAUGAUAGCUCAUGGAACGAGAUCUCAAAUCUGCUAUUCAUCACGCAGCCGGUCGGGGUGGGCUUCUCUCAUGGCUUCCUGGAAGAGCUGUCAAUACCCGACCCAACGGAUGCUUCUGGCAAGAGGACACUGGAAGGCCGCAUUGCAAACGCAGAUUUUGUCAAUCUGAACACAACCGAACUGGCAGCGGAUGAUAUGUGGGCGGCCAUGCAGGCAUUCUAUGCUGCUCUCCCCGAGAUGGCUCCCAGAGUCAAGUCCAAGACCUUCCACAUGGGCACGCAAUCGUACGGCGGACACUGGGGCCCUGGCUUCUUCAAUCGAUUCAGGAAAGAGACAGAAGCUUUAGGAGACGAAGCUCCAUUUCAGAUCGGCUCGCUCAUGAUCAUCAAUGGCAUCACGGACGCUUACCUUCAGUAUCCCUCGUUCCCAAAGUUCGCCAUGGAGAACACACAUGGCGUGCAUCCACCUCCCCUAGUCACCGCAUACAUGGACUACUCCUUGCUAGCCGAAGUCAAUGGGUGCCUUGCCAUGAUCGAGACUUGUGAGACUGCAAUCAAUCUGGCUCCCGAGUCCCUCCACUUCAAAUCACUGUGUGCCGAAGCUGCGGCUGUCUGUCGCCAUACUGUCGAAAUGCCGGCACAAGCAAGCCUGGACUUCCACAACUAUGACAUCACGAACGACAUCAACGCCACGAAGCAGCCAUUUCCUCCUGGAGUCUAUCCAGUCUUCCUGAAUGUACCGGAGGUCCAGGCAGCGCUUGGGGUUUCCAGCAAUUACACUGUGGGUGUUAACACGGAAGUAUACGGCUCGUUCUUGUUCACUGGGGACUUCGUCAGGCGCAAGCAGCGUAUCGACCUGGAGGAGCUGCUUGAUGCUGGAGUUCGCGUAGCACUGUGGUAUGGCGACAAAGACUGGGUGUGCAAUUGGCUUGGCGGAGAAAUGCUUUCGCUGGGAACUAACUCCACGCAGUCCGAGCAGUUCGCCAGUGCAGGGUACGCGCCGAUGACGGUGGAUGGCACUCACUAUGGUGAUACCCGAGAGUACGGCCACUUCUCAUUCACGCGAGUGUUUGAUGCCGGUCAUGCUGUUCCAUUCUACCAGCCGGAGGCAUCGUUCGCGUUGUUCGAGCGGACUAUUACCGGGAGAGACCAGGCGACGGGUAUGGACGAUAUUAGUGAAGACUAUGCGACAGAAGGUCCCGAAAAGUCGACAUACAGCCAGAUCAAUGGUGAUGGGAAGCGAGCGAGAUUUUUGAUCGACAUGGUGAAGAGCGCGAAAUUCAGAACAUGA